AUGAAUUUCAUAUCGGUUAACAUUAGGGGUUUCAGAGCGGAUUUCAAGGCCGGUUGGAUCCAGGAGUUAAAAAUUAGAGAGAAGGUGUCGUUUCUAGCUUUUCAAGAGACGAAUAGGUCGGAUAUCUCUGACGCUGAUAUUGAGCGUUUUUUGGGUCGGUCGGUGUGGGCUAAGGAAGCUGUGAAUCCGGUGGGUAGAUCUGGGGGGCUUCUUUGCGUGUGGGAUCCAGGUAUGUUUAACCUCAGUUCGGUGUCCAAAGACUCGAACUUUCUUCUUCUUUUCGGUGUUAUAAAAGGGUGUAUGGAGGAGGUUCAUAUUAUAAACGUUUAUGCCCCUCAAAAGUAUGUGGAUAAACGGGCUUUGUGGAAUCGUAUCCUUGCUGCUAAAUCAGGGAGGCAUGGGCUUUGGGUUGUGGUAGGGGAUGUUAAUGCAGUGCGCUGUCCUGAGGAGCGAAAAAAUUCUAGGUUUAAAUCCCGUUGUGCUAGAGAUUUCAAUCAAUUCAUUCAUGAGGCCGAGUUGUGCGAUUUUGAUAUAAAAGGUAGUAAAUUCACCUUUAUGGUGGAGGGAGUUAACGGAAAGAAGUUUAGUAAGAUUGACAGGGUAUUGGCGUGUAAAAAUUUCCAGAAUUUGUGGCCGGAGGCUUACGUUAGAGCCUUGCCGAGGGUGCAUUCCGAUCACAGUCCUCUUCUAUUGGUGAUCAAAGACCUUAAUUAUGGAGCGAAACCUUUUCGUCUUUUCAGUUCCCGGCUCGAUAGACCGGACUUUGCCUCCGUGGUGGUAUCAGCUUUAUCUGACUUUCGUGCCGAGGGAACUCCGGAUUUGAUUUUGAUUCUAAAGUUAAGACAUCUUCGCUCAAAAAUUAAGGAAUGGAGAUACAGUAUUCGUCUCAAGGAGAGUGAGGAGGAGGUAAACGUUAAAUCAGAGUUAGAAAUGUUAGAUGAGGAAAUGGAAGUCAGAGAGAGAGCUUUCCGAGGAGGAAGAAUGGGUUCGUUUGGAAUGUAA
Helianthus annuus (common sunflower) is the source of this 1002-nucleotide messenger RNA. RefSeq lists its product as uncharacterized. Lineage: Eukaryota; Viridiplantae; Streptophyta; Magnoliopsida; Asterales; Asteraceae. The record is from RefSeq and is a predicted model, not a curated record. The transcript has a single exon. Bases 1 to 1002 code for a protein of 333 amino acids.